Molecule: messenger RNA, 7608 nt
Organism: Cyclopterus lumpus (lumpfish)
Lineage: Eukaryota; Metazoa; Chordata; Actinopteri; Perciformes; Cyclopteridae
Gene: rab44
Product: RAB44, member RAS oncogene family
Exons: 10
Coding region: 150-6635 (2161 amino acids)
Molecular function (GO): GTPase activity; GTP binding
Source: RefSeq, a predicted model, not a curated record
GCCCACACAGGAAGUUAUUGGUCAUGGUUGCAGUAAAGGAACACCUCCCUUGUGUGAAAUGUAUUUGCCGUUCAACAUAGUCCUGACAUUGCGAAUCAGCUCAUGAUGUGAAGACCAGUUUGGGUGGCUUUAAGAGAAGAUAAGAAGACAUGUCUGCUCAAAGUAAAAAGAAAAGGCUUGCUUCACGUCGCCGGAUAGCAGACCAAAAUGAAAUGUCUAAGAUGGAUGACUUGCAUGUCACGGGCAGUACCUUUGUAGCGCAACAUCACAUACCAGAAGAAAAUACUGACUCAUUAAAUGUAUUGGCUAAUUUAGAAAAUUCAUAUUCUGAAACCCAACAUCCACCUUCACCUAAACUCUUGGGUAACCGAAGGAAAUUGGGGUCUCGUCGAAGGAAUAUAGAACAGCAUGUGAAGGACUCAGUGACUGAAUCAUACCAGGAACCCAGAGAGGAAGUUGAGCAUACGACCAGGGGACAGGCAGACGCUUCUGAGGUUCAGAAUGCAACUACAACAAACUGUUCAGAGGCUGACUGGGAGAGUUUCAGUUCCAAAUGGGAAAAUCUGCAAGCAGACCGAGAUGAAACUGAGACAUACUCUGAAGUGAUAUCUGAGUCUUGUAAAUUAGUGAAAACCGUGCAGGAAGCAAUUGACAAAUCUGACCUUCACAGUGAGGAAAUCAAAGAAGUUCCACAUCGUGUUAGCAUCUCUGAGUUAACUAGUUUAAGUGGUCUUUUCUGUCCAACAGUUGAUCAGCAACUGAUUGACCAAUCAAAUUGUAGGGAAAUACCAGAAGAAAAACCUCCCAGUGUGUGUUCUGUCACAGAAAAUGAAGGCAAGGAAAGAGAUGACAACACAGAAUUGUUCUUUUCUAGAACCACGGAAAAUACUGAAAUGGAAUGCAGUGUUCGGCAAGGAACAAUUUCAUCACCAAAAGAUGAGUUGCCUACAAAAGUCAAACAAAACGAGCAUUUCAAUUUGUCUGAAGUCGUAGGUGCUCAUCAUUCACAAGACGCUGUAAACAAAGUGCAUGGAAAUGAUAUUAAGCUAAUGAUUAUGCAUGAAGUUGCUUACUCAUCUGAUAGUAGGAUGCAUGAUGCCACAGAAAAUUCUGAAAUAUCUGGAAACCUGAUGAACCAAACUGGAGUCUGUGAAACAAACCAAUCUGAGUUGAUUGUGAAGAGUAUUCAUGAUUCAUCCACAAAUCAGGAUGAAAAUGUGGAGGCUUUAGAGUGGAACAAUGAGAAUUAUUGUGUUUAUGAUACCAACAGUGAAUAUCAUUCAGAGGUUGCUGUAAACAAACUGCAUGAACAGGAUGUUGAGCCAAAAGAAAAUCAAGAAAUGCCUCAACUUGAUUACUCCUCUGAAAAUGUGAUUCAUAAUGCCACAGAAAAUUCUGAAAUAAUUUCUGGAAACCUGAUGAACCAAACUGAAGUGAGUGACACAUUCCAAUAUACGUUGACGGUGAAAAAUACUGAUGAUUCUCCCACCAAUCGGGACAAUUCAAAUCCUGACAACAUACAGGAUGAACAUCCUACAGAAGAAAACCACUUUGAGGUCCCAGAGCAGAAAAACAAUGUUCAUGUUUAUGAAAGCAAGGAACCUCUGAUCAGCGACAUAGAGAGACUUGACACUGCAUUGAGUCAGGUAUUUGAGAUAGAAGGCAGAGUAGAGGAUGAUACAAAACCCAGUGCUGAACAAACAGGUCAGCAGGAACAGGAAGGACUCCUCUCUGAAAUGGAGGAGAGUGCAUCUUCUUUACAAACUCUGCAAUCUGAAAUAAAUGUUCCUUUUGACUCCCAACCUCAGCCAAAGGACACCAGCUUCAACUCCAGUGGGAACAGAAGAAAACUGGGGUCUAGCCGUAGGAAUAAAAGAAGACAUCAUGUCAAAGACUCUGUUGCUGAAUCAGACCAUGAACCUACAGAGGAUGUUGUUGGAAAUAUCAGUGAUAAUGACACUCUUGAAACAACAGAAAUGACAUUAACAACAGAGACAGCAGUGCAGGAAAAAUCAAUGGAAACCUUUCUGGAAGGAACAGACACAUUUGACACUGCUCAGACUGAAGAUGUUAGUGAUCCAGUUAAAGAAAAUGCACAAGAUGGCACACUUGUUGGCAUCGCCAAUCUCAAUAGUUCGGGUUUACAGUCAAGUUCAACAGUAGAUCAACAGACGAUCGAACAAUCAAUUUUCAGGGAGAUGCCAGAUGAAGAAGUUCCCAACGUGUGUUCUGUGACAGAAAAAGAAAACAAGGGAAUAGACGAGAACACAGAUAGGUUCAGGCAGGAUGGAAAGUUACAGGGCAAAUAUUUGGUGAGUCAGGAUUUAGAGUCUUCUAUCACACCUGAGAUAACCACAGAAAAACACAGCAGCAGAGAGCAUACAGAACCCGAAUGCAGUUUUGAACAAGAAAUAUAUUCAUCACCAAAAGAAGAGUUGCACGGAAAUGAGGGACAAAAUAAGAUCUUCAACUUACCUAAAGUCAAAGGUGAUUAUCAUUCAGAGGUUGCUGUAAACAAACUACAUGAACAGGAUGUUGAGCCAAAAGAAAAUCAAGAAAUGCCUCAACUUGAUUACUCCUCUGAAAAUGUGAUUCAUAAUGCCACAGAAAAUUCUGAAAUAAUUUCUGGAAACCCGAUGAACCAAACUGAAGUGAGUGACACAUUCCAAUAUACGUUGACGGUGAAAAAUACUGAUGAUUCUCCCACCAAUCGGGACAAUUCAAAUCCUGACAACAUACAGGAUGAACAUCCUACAGAAGAAAACCACUUUGAGGUCCCAGAGCAGAAAAACAAUGUUCAUGUUUAUGAAAGCAAGGAACCUCUGAUCAGCGACAUAGAGAGAGUUGACACUGCAUUGAGUCAGGUAUUUGAGAUAGAAGGCAGAGUAGAGGAUGAUACAAAACCCAGUGCUGAACAAACAGGUCAGCAGGAACAGGAAGGACUCCUCUCUGAAACGGAGGAGAGUGCAUCUUCUUUACAAACUCUGCAAUCUGAAAUAAAUGUUCCUUUUGACUCCCAACCUCAGCCAAAGGACACCAGCUUCAACUCCAGUGGGAACAGAAGAAAACUGGGGUCUAGCCGUAGGAAUAAAAGAAGACAUCAUGUCAAAGACUCUGUUGCUGAAUCAGACCAUGAACCUACAGAGGAUGUUGUUGGAAACUUCAGUGAUAAUGACACUCUUGAAACAACAGAAAUGACAUUAACAACAGAGACAGCAGUGAAGGAAAAAUCAAUAGAAGAAGUUCCCAACGUGUGUUCUGUGGCAGAAAAUGAGGAAAGAAACAAGUACACAGACAGGUUCAGGCAAGAUGAAAAUGUACAUGGAAAAUAUUUAGUGAUUGAGUCACACGUGAAAUCAGAAGAUAUAGAGUCUUCUAUCACACUGGAGAUAAGUACAGAAGAAAGCAGUCCUGAGGAACGUAAUGAAAUUAAAUGCAGUGUUGAGCAAGCAGAAUUUUCAUCAUCAGAAGAGAAUUUGAGGAACAUAAAUGAGGAACAAAAAGAGCAUGUCAACUUAUCUCAAGUUAGAGGAACUUGGCAUUCUCAGGAUGCUGUAAAUAAAGGGCAUGAAGAGGAGAUCAAGCCAACAGAUAUGCAAGAAAUCCAUCAAACGGAUAACUUAUCAAUUGACAGUGAAUCGAAUUUACAAGAAUUUCAAUCAGAAAUUAAUGCUCCUUUGGACUCCCAACCUCUCGAAAAUUCAGAGAAUAUCAAAGAGCAAACUUACAAAGACUUUAACCCAACAGGGAAUAGAACAAAAUUAGGGUCAAGCCAAAGAAAUGGACAACUGCAUGUCAAGGACGCAACACAAAUGUCAUUAGUAAUGGAGACAAUGAGGCAGGAAGAAAUAAAAGAGGGAACUGACCUAAACGCCAAAUCCGCUGGGGAAAUGAGAAAAAAUAGAUCAACUGUAAAUGACAAAGAAAACGCAGAAAAGAUGUCGGAGGAUGACAUAAUUUUACCAAAGAAUGUGAUGUGCAACAACACAGUUGUAACAACAGAUAUUACUUCAAGUUCGGGCAAAGAUGACUCCGUCAAGUCCAAUAAGAAAGUCACUGAGAAGGAAAAUGUCCUCAUAAAAGAGACUGAGGAUUUAGGUCAACGUGCAGGAUGUGACACAUUUAAAAUGAACUUGAUUCAAUCCCAAGAAGUCUUAGUUUGGAAAGAUAAUUCAGACAUAGAGAGUAGUUCAUAUCACUAUGAUGUCACCGCCAGGUCAAACACUUCAGAUGAAGCCUUUCACGUCCAAAACACAGAAGCUUCACAUUUUGACUAUUCCGAAACUAUUAUGCAACAGACAAAUGAAACAUCAGAAACUGAUGGAAAUGUCACAAUGAAAUACGUUAAAACAGGAGCGGAGAGUACAAAGUAUGUACAAGUUCAUGAACAGGAUGAAGAUGGAGCACAAUUUGAAGAUCCUACAAAAAAAGAAAAUGAAGCCCAAGAAAUUAAUGUUUCAAAGGAGAUGUUUUCUGCUCCACACAACAAUACUGACACUUUGGCUACAUUUGACAUUGGCCUCGAGGAUGAAAACCUCAGAGCAGAGCCAGUUGUAGAUGUGUCUGAGGAAAGUGGAAUUUCCAGCCAACAAGGGAUACAAGAAAACACUAAUUUGCAAAGACGAUCCAAUCAGUCCAAACAGAAGAGGAGAAAGAUGGGCUCUACUCGCCGUACUCAACUCAAUAGUAAACCAGAGGAAAAGAGAGUAGAAACAGAAACAAGUGACAGAGAAGCUGACAAGAUGGAAGUGGAGGAGUUAACGAUCAUUGCAACAGCAGAGGUAUCGCAGAAUGAAACUGCUAAACCGUCACUGAGUCUUGUGUAUAAAGAACAAAUGGAAACCGAUGAAACCAGCACUGUGGACGGCAUGGGGCAAAAGCUACAAAGCUCUGGCUUGCAGAGUAACAUGAUGUCAGAUUUAGACUAUUCAAAGGCUCUCCCUCCUGAGCAAUCUGGCUCCCACAAUGAAGACGUUGUUGAUCCUGUUAAGUUUGUUCAUGCAGCGGAUGUGAGUGACCGUAAGAGAAAUGUAGAUGUUAGUGUGGAGCCAUCACAGAUAGAUGAGACGCAUAUCACCUCUGCGUCCACUGGAAGAACCCCAAUAAACGAGGAAAGGCCAGAGAAUGUAAACAUAAUACAGGACCAAGCUUUGAAAUCCACAGAAGCUCUCGUUUUGGCAGAUUUGGAAAUAGUGAAAUCUGUAGUCAAAGAAGGAGCUGGGGUAGGGCAUAUAACUGCUGGGGCGAGUAAACAAGAGCCGGACAUCGCAAAUGAAGGAGCUUACAAUAAAAAUCUAGAGAUGAAGAAUGCAAGUUCAUAUUUAGAGACAAGCAGCAGGAGAAGAAAGAUGGGCUCCACCCGCAGGAAUCUCAGAACAGGAUCCAAACAAGAAGACUUGCAUCAAAAGCAGGACGUGAAUGAUGAAGCAACAGAGAGUGCAACUAAUGUUGGAGAUGUAAGAACUGAAAGUUUCUCAAGCAUCAUGAAUGAUGAGCUACAACUUGAUGGAAAACACAAAGACGGUGGCUCUGAAACAAUAGAGUACAGCCACACUGGUGAGUCUCACAAACCUCUGGCCCACCAGACAUUUGAAGAAAAUCCUGUUUCUCAAGGCCAACUAGUAGAAACCGAGCAUCAAUUGACUCCCAGUUAUCUCCCUGCAAUGCCAUCCACUUCUCCCAAACAUGAUUUAAUAUCAGAAUCAGCAUCUGGUGGAAGAAGGAGGAAAAUGGGAUCUCACCGGAAGUCACAUGGACACCAAGACCCUGACAACCAAACUGCAAGAAGGGACAGAAUAACAGAUACACAACAUGAGAGAGAUGUCAGAAGUAUCAGAGAAGAAAGUGCCAUCAAGACUGAGGAGCUGAGAGAAGAAUAUUUGGGCCUGGACAAAAUAUCAAAGGUUGAUAAAAGUCACAAGAAGCCAUUCUCCAACCUCAGCACCACAAAGGAAGGAGAGCACCCAAGGCCUGUGAGUGAGAAGACACCUGAAUCAGUGACUCCACUUCAACACCAUUAUGCUGAGAGUCAACAUAAGUUGUCUCUGGUGAGUCGAGCAGAUCUGAGAUCAAAUGCUUACAAUGUGAUGAUGGUUGGAGACAGCAGUGUGGGCAAAACCUCCUUCAUGAGAAGAGCUCAAAGUGGGAAGUUUUCUUCAGAUAUACCCGCCUCUAUUGGACUUGAUUCCUGCAUGUGGACCGUGAUAGUGGAAGGAAAACCGGUGGUGCUGCAGUUGUGGGAUACAGCGGGUCAAGAAAGGUUUCACAGCAUCACAAGACAGGUUUUCCACAAAGCCCACGCAUUUCUCUUGAUGUAUGACGUCACUUCCUCACAGAGUUUUUCUGCAGUCAGCUACUGGGCAAGCUGUAUUCAGGAAGGGGCUGCAGAAAGUGUGACCAUUUUACUUGUUGGCAAUAAGAGUGAUCGAGCAGAGUGCCAGGUUAAAACUCAGGAGGCGGAAAUUCUCGCGAAGGAAUACAACAUUGAAUACAUGGAGUGCAGUGCUGCCACCGGGGAAAAUGUGGUUCAGUGUUUGGAAACUGUGGCCAGGAUGUUGAGUCAAAAGGUUGACCUAAGAGAUGAUACCAUGGUGUUACACAAAGAGCCCCAAACAAAAACAUCAAGAUGUUGCUGAACAAGAUGAAAACUUACUGAAGUGGAGAAAUCCUGCACACAGUGAACAUCCUGCAGUGGCUGGACUGGCAUUUAAGAGAGUUUGUAUGGACAUCACAACUAAAACUGGAACUCCAACCAUCUUGUAUUAAACUGUAUUAAACAUUGUGUUAAUGUAUGCAAGUUACAUUUAUUUUUCAUAAUUAUUGAUAGCUGUUUUGUUAUUUCUACUAAGCGGUACAAGUACAUUCUUGAUUUAGAGUUUUCAAAUGGGGUACCGGAGUACUAUGGGAACUGCAGGGUCAAAUGUAUUUUUUAAAUGUUAAUUACGAAUAUAUAUAUAUAUAUAUAUAUAUAUAUUCUUCAAAUAAGUAUACUGUAAUUAAAUAAUGUCAAUUUAAGUUUAAUAAACCAACUUUUAUAUUCAAUAUAACAAUGUAAAUGGCUGUAAACUUUCCACUAUUGAAACAAAUGCUUUGUUCCCCUUGUUUUUCACCCAAAAUGUGUUUCACUGGUCAGGAGGUACCUGGAUAAAAAAAUAUUUCAAUGAGGGUACAUUGUUGAUGUCAGGGAAUCACUGAUUCAUAGUAGAAUUUAAAAUAUUACUGGAGUGCCAUAAAAUAUAUUAAAUGGAGCAUUUACAGAUGAGCUUGAUAUGUUUUGAUGUGUAUACUAUAUUGGAUUGCUGGUGCAGGCUCUCUUUAGAGGCUGGUCAAUGAACAGAUGUUGAGUGAUCCAACAAAUAGUUAUUACAUCAUGAAUAAUUUUGCACUGUGUUUUAUCUUGUUGGACUGAUUUCCCUUCUAACUGGUGCAAUUUGAAAUGUUUGCUUUCAGUCAAUGUUUGCAGUCAUCUUGUUCGGACUGAGGUAGUUGCAUUUAAUGCUGUUGUAUUAUGUUUGUGUAUUUACCUAUGACUUAAUGCCUUUUAUCAAACUGUUUUAAUGUCAUGCUUAAUAAACCUCCAGAAUGAUGUCUGGGUGCUUACAAAGUUCA